Molecule: messenger RNA, 1305 nt
Organism: Parnassius apollo (apollo)
Lineage: Eukaryota; Metazoa; Arthropoda; Insecta; Lepidoptera; Papilionidae
Source: the annotation of a GenBank genome assembly
AUGAUAAUAAGUGAUGAGGAGCGGCUUAAAGCCAUUGAGGAGGAAAAAGCGGCCACCCAGCGAGCCGCAAAGGAGUCCGAGGAGCGGAAACAAAUGCUGAAGGAGAAGUUGUUACCUCAACCGGGAGCCGAAGCCUGUACCGGCGCAACCGAUCCAGAGUUAGAUGGACCGGAUCAGACUGCACACACUUUGUUCAGGGCUGAAACCCUCCGAGCUGAUGACAUGCAAGGUCCCCGACUUUGCAAUCGUUUCAUCUUGGCUUCCAAGUGUCACGCAAUCCGCGACGCGCAGAUCGCUGAAAAGGAGCUCAUUAAGAAGGAGAUGACUGAAGAAGAGAGAAGACUGGACGCGAUCAUGGAAGAGAACCGCCAAGCGGCUGUUAAGAGAGCUGAAGAGGAAGAGGAGCGGCGUCAUCAACUGCGCCUCCAAAACCUCGCCGCGUUAAAGGAGCAGAUACAAGCUCACGACACUGCUAAGAUAAUGGAAGCGGAGCGCAUUGAAGAAGAAAGCAUAAGAGUGAACCAGGCCAACAUCGCGAUGAGAAUUGACGAGACGCAGAAGUUGAAAGAGAAGCAGGAGAGACAGGCAAAGCUUAAAGAGAUGCUUGUCCAAGGUAACGCUGAACUGCUGUACUAUAAACAGCUGCAGAACGAAGAAGAGCGUAUAAUGAACCGUCGCAUCGCGAACUUCUUGAAGCAGAGGCAAGAGAGAGAAGCACGCGCGAGAGCGCAAGCGGAGGCUGUGAAGGCCGCCAAACAGAAGGGCAUCGAUCAUAUUGCUAAGGCCCAAAAGGCUGAACAAGAGCUGAAGGAGGAAUUAGAACGCAUUCGCAACCUGAAAAUACAGGAGGACGUGGAACGCGAAUACCGACGCAAAGAACGAGAGGCUGCCAUUAAAAGAAACAAGGAUAUGAAGCAACUGCACGAGGCCAGGGUCAACCAGAUCAAUGAUAUUCACCGGCUGAUAGCACGAGAAAUAGCCAAGGAUGAACAAAGCUUCAACAACGCGGCCAGACAAAAUGAAGAGUUCCUGCGUAAGGAGAAAGAGUUGGAAGAACAACGCAAGGCCCGCGUCGAGCGACACCGGCAGGAGAUCAUGAAGCAAAUCAACGAUAAAGAACGCGCCAGAGCGGAACUAAGAGAGAAGAUCCGUAACGAGGGCGUAGCGUUGCGAAUGGAGCAGGAGCAACAAGAAAAGUACGAGAGAAUGGUCAUCAAGCAAAAGGUGGAAGCCAUGAGACAGCAGAAGGUGGCAGAAAAAUACGUGAAAGAAGUAGAACAAACACUUGCCAAGCACGGAUAUUAA